UAAUGUUAUACGAUACUUCCUGAGGCUGGUUCCCUAAAUUAUUUAAUGAAAAAGUGUACAUUUACGGUGAAUUAUUAUUGUCUAACUAAACAUAAUGUCUGAUCCAACAAUUCAAACAUUUUGUUGUCAUCAUUCUGGUAAAAAUGAGGAUAUGGCAGUGAGAAUAAUGAACGAGUUUAAUACAGAUUCAUAUAACACUGUUUGUUUGGUUUCUUCUACAAUCGGUAUUUUAGGCGCAUUAUUCCAGAUUGUACAUUAUUUAUGGCAAACUAUACCACAAAGGUACAACACCUUUACAUCCAGUCGUGGACGAAAUAUUAUAAUGUGGCUCGCUGUUGCUGAUUUAUUGGCAUCCUCUGGUGUCUUAAUUAGAUCCUCACUGUGGUUGAAAUACAAAACUAUUAUGCCUAUGCCAGAUGAUGGUUUUAGUGUAUUAUUCUGCAGUAUUACCUCAGCUUGGACUCAAUAUUUCUAUACAGCAACUUGGUUCUGGACUCUAUUCUAUGCAAUCGACACUUGGCUUACUAUUAAAGGCAGGGACUCUCACCAGAUGGUUUACCACUCGGUGGCCUGGGGUCUGCCAGCUGUCACUACUGGAGUAGGACUGUCUAUUCUAUAUUACCCAGAUGCAACAUGUCACAAUUUAACAUCAGUCACAAGUGCCCUACUAAAAAUUCUUCCCAACUACUGUGCAACUUAUGUGCCUAUAGCACUUGUGAUGGUAAUAAACCCCAUCAUGUAUGUGCUCGCUGGCAAAGACGUGGAAAUGGCAGUUGCGCUGCCGCUCGCUCAGUUCACAAGUAAGGAGCGAAGGGUUGUGGACGCUUUAAGACUGAAAUUUUUUAUGAUAAAUGUAGUAUUCUACAUUUGCUGGUUACCUAAUCUCCUGAACGGAAUACUGUUGUGGACUAUGUGGUUCAAUAUGCCAGUAAAAGUUAUAAUAUCUAUUUGGUAUGUAAUGGCUUUAAUGAACCCAAUGCAAGCGCUGUUUAACGCUAUGGUUUACCGCAAGUGGAGUUCUACUGGCUACAGCAUGGUGCCUACAAUGUCCAGUGCAACAAUCAAAGGUUUCCAGUUCAGUGACGAGCAGUCCCCGCUUCUUGGCUCGGAGCCUCCGCGACUGCAUUUGGAUCCAUUGCCGUCUAGUAUUAACAAUUAUUCUACCCUGUGAUCUUUAGUCAAUUCGUAUAAACACUGCCGGUGACGGUCACAUCAAAGAAGCUUAUAAUAACACUCAGUGGCGGAUUUGCAGUCUUUGCCGCCCUAGGCCCCAAGCCUUGUAGCCGCCCCUUUCUCAGCAUCAGCACCCAUCAUAUUGACUACAUUUAGAUCAGGCAACGAAAAUAUAUAUUAUAGAGGGAAAUGCUUGGGACACGUUUUUUACUUAGUAACUUUUUUGGACUCGUUAGGAGGUGAACAUAUCAAAAGUAGGGGGGUUGAAGUUUAAAACUGUCACUUAAAAUGAAUAAGUAAGACCUAUGUUCCUAUGAUCAUGUCGUUAGAACGCAUAGUUUCCGAGAUAUAAGCGAAAAACUGAAAAAUGUGACCUUCACCUCUCUUCCCCCGGCUCAAGGGCUACGGCCGGGGACUUUUGAUAUGUUCACAUCCUAGAUAGUCCAAAUAAAGAUAGGUACAAAGUCAAAAAUUGUGUUUCAAGCAUUUCCCUCUAUAGGUACCUUUUUUUGAGAAUUCGUUGCCUCUGGCCUAAUAAAUUUUGAAUUAUUUUUUGUUAUCAUCAGCGAUUUUUUUGUCACAAUUUGCCGCCCCUAAUAUCUUGCCGCCCUAGGCCCGGGCCUACUGUGCCUUAUGGGAAAUCCGCCACUGAUAACACUGCAGGUUAUAAUUGAAACUGAAACGGGACUUAUGGUUUUAUUUAUAAAUGUCCGUCAAAUCUAAAAAGCUGAUGAUAAUCGCUUGUCCCUUGUGUGUAGUGUUUGUUAGAAAGAGACAGCCUUCACAAAGGUUUUCUCAUCAUCAUCAAAUUUAAACCGCUAAAUUAUACGGUUUGCCACGCUACGUAUUUUUAUUUACUCGCGCGGUAUGUUUCGGAGAGCCUAGGUCUCCACUUUCAAGCACUAACAGUACAUUGAGUCGCGGUCAAGAUAGUCGCGCGUCGCGUACUGUCACGUGUCACUCACCGCGCAGCGCGCUGGGUGCACGCGACUACCUAAGUCCAGUUUCAGUUUAAAUUAUGAGUGAAACUCGUGUUUGUCUAAAUUGGGAUACUUUCGAAGGAAUCACCUUGCAGUAACAUUUGGUAGUGUGUGACGUAAAUUAAUUAGAUUUUCUUGAAUUAUAAGCUUCUCGGUCACAUCAAAUCUACGCGAGUAGGAUGACUGAUAUAGAGUAGGUAUAGGCUCUACCAGACCAAUCGCGCUAGCAAGACUGAGGGCUUAGAUUGGCGUUUUCUAUUAAUAAUUAGGGCCUUUAAUCAUUAAAAGUCUGUGCUCAUACAUUUGAUAAAGAUAUCGAUAUUACGACCAAUUUGGUAUAAAUAUGUGUACAAAACCUUAUAUUACAUUCGUAUAAGUACCUACACAUAUUUAAGGUCCCUUCUUGUUUUACACUUUUGCACCUUACUCAUACUCGUUAGUAAUAAGGCGAAAAAUGUAAACAUAGAUAAUGGGUAUCUUUGACGUCUACUUUAUGGCUCCUCUUCACGUUGGGCCAACGCCGACGCCAACGAGGGACGCAUUUAUGCGUUAGAGGGAGCAAGUGAUAUUGUUAUCUCAUUCUACCGGAUGGCUGCGUUCCUCGUUGGCGUUGGUCCAACGUGAAGAGGAGCCUUUACGUGACUUUAGGAGCUGCAUGGGUAACGAUAUUUCAAAAUGGAACGCGGGCCCAGGCCUUGCUAUCGCGCUAGGUUUGGCGGAACAAUUGUUACUUUAGGUACUUAUUUACAUAUGCCAUUCCAGUUAUUAGUAUUUAGUAUACUGUAGGUACAUAAUUAUUCCUACCCUUAGGCUGCUUGUAUAGGUAGGUACGUCCGUUCUUUUAACCGGACAACGGACGGUGUUACGCGACUACGUUUGGUUUUUUAUGUGGAUACCGACAGCUACUUACUUACACCCAAGAAAACUAAAACCUCGUCGCCUAACAUGGAAAAUUGUCCGCUGAAAACGACGGACGUAGGUAUACAAGCGGCCUUCCGUACAUUGUGUACGCACGACUGCAUUCGAGUGAGCACUUCUUGCCAUGUUAUUACUAUGUUUUCAAGUAUAUGGGACAUAGUAAAUUUGUUAUUUUUUAAAGUAAUACCUAAUAUAAGUACUACUAUUGGCUCUACAAACCUCACCGAUAUCGGAUGGGAUAUUUGAUAAGUUUUUCUCUUGUUUGAUAUGGCAAUUGAAUUUGUUGCAUCUCAAUAGCCGGUAAUGUAUUGAUGUAUUGAAAAGGCAUUCAAUUAUAGGUACUUGUUUUUUCUAGCAAUAGAAAGGAAGAAGGUAUCUAAGCGACCUUGACGUGUCUUUUUAUUGGAAAAUACUCGAAAAUUACGGCAAAUACUCGUAUGUAACCGAUACUAAUUUUUAAAAAGCGUAUUUUCUAAUGCUAAAAAACCGAAGUAUAGUAUCGGUGACGUCUGUAGAGCCUAAUGUUUAAAAUAAGAUUAAAUUGUGUAUUUUUUGAGAAAUGUUUGUUAUUUAAUAAUGUAUACCGGAUUUAAUACAUUUUUAUACAACUACGUA
Cydia fagiglandana is the source of this 3686-nucleotide messenger RNA. RefSeq names its product G-protein coupled receptor 143-like. The record is from RefSeq and is a predicted model, not a curated record. Gene Ontology annotation, molecular function: dopamine binding; L-DOPA binding; L-DOPA receptor activity. The transcript has 7 exons. NCBI's taxonomy places the organism in Eukaryota, Metazoa, Arthropoda, Insecta, Lepidoptera, Tortricidae. Gene Ontology annotation, cellular component: plasma membrane; melanosome membrane. Gene Ontology annotation, biological process: regulation of calcium-mediated signaling; melanosome organization; G protein-coupled receptor signaling pathway. The coding region runs from base 95 to 1171 and encodes 358 amino acids.